Molecule: messenger RNA, 1079 nt
Organism: Marasmius oreades (fairy-ring Marasmius)
Lineage: Eukaryota; Fungi; Basidiomycota; Agaricomycetes; Agaricales; Marasmiaceae
Exons: 5
Coding region: 38-874 (278 amino acids)
Molecular function (GO): oxidoreductase activity
Source: RefSeq, a predicted model, not a curated record
CGAGCAAUCAAACGUUCAAGCCUCUAUUCAUCUUUGCAUGAUGACAGACCCAGCGAACAACUCUCUUCUCAAUAACCAGCGCGUGCGGGUACUUUUCUUUGUACAGAAAAAGGACGAUGUGCCUUUUGAAGAAUGGAGUCGUUAUUGGAGAGAUGUACACUCGAAAAUUUUCAUGGACCUGGAGAUCACGAAGAAGAAUAUUUUGAAAUAUGAACAGCUUUACGUGAAUCAAGUAUGGAAAGAGAGACUCUCCGAGUCUCAGAAUUCGGGAAGGUCUCGAGUACCCGAUUAUGAUGGUGUGGUACUGUUCGAAGGGGAGUCUUUGGAGAAGGUCGCAGAGGUUAUCCAGCACCCCGAAUACAUAGAGAAAGUCCUCGGUGAUGCGUUAUCGCAUCUUUUCAAAGCUGAGACCAUUGUUCACGGAGCAUUCGAUAUCGCUACUAUCGUGCAUAAGUCUCCGAGCAGCACCGGUGGUGAUGCCAAACUCCCGGAAGUGCCAGGUUAUGGGAGCAUUGUUCGACAGGAUGUCGGAACGUUGCUUAUUCCUCUCCGCAAGAAGGAUGGACUCAGUCAAGCGGAGUUCAGUCAUUAUUGGUUGAACGUCCAUGCUCCGUUGGUCAAACCUUCACUGGUUGCUACCCCGCAGCUUACGAAGCACGAGCAGCUUCACGUUCAUCAGGGAUCGGGACUCACACCUGGGAAUACUUCAGGCUGGGACGGAAUCGGCGUGAUUGAAGGAGAGUCGAUUGCGAAAUUAGCUUUGGAGCUCUCUGAUAGGUUCGACAAGAGUAUCACGGACAACUGUGACAACUUCCUUGAUAACAAACAAUUUGAAGUCCUUCCUUGCGACGUGAUAACGUUCAUUGAUCGAUGAGAUAAAAAAUGGGAACUUGGGGAUUCAAACGUUCAAGGAUGGGCCAGGCGUCGUGGGACUAGUGUGGUAGCCAAGAGCUAAAGACGAAUUUCAUAUCAACGUGCAUACUUACGAGCAUGUAUUCAGUGGCGCAACAAUAUCCGCGUCGUAGUUGAACAUGCGUGCGACCGCAAGCCAGUUGAAAGGUUUCACACCAGCAGGCGAU